AUGUUCCUCUCGCAGGGACCGCUUGACGAGAUCCUCUUCCCCGGACAACUUCCGUGGGGGAAGACUGGAAGGGGGGCGAGAGGAUCAAACUUUGCAACUGCAGCUAGACCCAAGUAUACAGUGUGCGCCCACCGUUGA
This is a messenger RNA of Penicillium oxalicum, 138 nucleotides long. RefSeq lists its product as uncharacterized. The transcript has a single exon. NCBI's taxonomy places the organism in Eukaryota, Fungi, Ascomycota, Eurotiomycetes, Eurotiales, Aspergillaceae. The record is from RefSeq and is a predicted model, not a curated record. Bases 1 to 138 code for a protein of 45 amino acids.